AUGAGAAUUGUUAGUUUAACAAUACCAAAACCAACUCUAAAUAAUGAGGAUGAAAUACGAAGUAUUUCAUUGACUAUUAAAAGUAGGAACAAUGGUAUGCACAUGAUCGAUUCCUGGCCUUAUGCAUUUCCAAGAUAUAAAUAUGAUUUAGAUGAUAUGCUAGAAAUAUCUAUAUAUUAUAAAAUAAAGAAUUCAUCAUCAACAAAUACAGGCUCCUCUGAUGAGAUUAAUUUACAUUCCGUUGUAUAUUUUCCAUGUAUUUUAUUGGAUGAAAUAGAUAAAAAAGGUAAGAAACAAUGGAUACUUGGAUUGGAUAGAUUUCAUGAUAAUACCAGUAAAUUAAUUACUGAUAAAAGUAUAGAUAAUGCUUUAAAGGAAAUUAAGCUUAUGGAAGAAAAAGCAAGAAAAAGCUUUAAGAUAUCCAAGAUAUACUUAAUUUUUUAUUCUUGUAACAAUACUGUAUUAAAUAUUGAAGAACAACUAAGUGGAAGUUAUAUAAAUAGUCAAGGUUUAAUAACUCAAAACAAAGAUCAAGAGAAGAAAUUAUAUGGAUUAGUUUCCAAACCUUUUGCAACUGAUGUAGCCAUUGAUAAAAGUAAACAUAAGAACAAUGUUGGUAUUUUACCUGAUGAUUCUGUUUCAAGAAUAUCUGCAAAAACAAGUAAUUCUAACACAGUUUCAAGAACAAAUUUAAUUAAGCAAAAUAUUACAGAAAAUUGUGACAAUUUAUCUGAUGCAAUAGAUAUGAUUAAUAAAUAUAGAAGCAGAUCAAAAGGAUCAUUAACUACUAUUAAAUCUAUUGAUCAUGGAAAUAACUUUAAUAUUAACAAUAACAAUAAAAAAAAUACUAAUAAUAGUACUCAAAUUGUUAAUUCCACUAUUAAAUCAUCUUCUUAUUCAAGAAAUAUCAAUGAGUUAGAUAUAUCUAAAGUUAAAAGUCAAGAAGAAUUGACUAUUACUCUUUCAAAGUUAAAUGAAAAAGAUUAUGGGAUUCUAAAUUCUGUUGAUACUGCAAGUAUAAUAUCUAAAACUAUUUCAACUAAUACACAAAAAUAUUUGGAGGAGAAAAAAGAGUUACAAGAAAGAUUAUUUAUCUUACAGUAUUACUUUUCUAUAUGGAUACAAACUACUAGAAAGGAGAAAAAUAUUAAAAAAUCAAAAAAGAAUGUCAAAAUUAUGUCUGGAUUGAUUAAUUUAUUAAGAGUUUUUGAAAAUAAUCAAAGAUUUAAGAAGAUGAUGUUUAUUCAAGCACUUAAAUUUAAUAGUUUUAGAAAGAAUUUGCUUAAUAAACAAUUCGAGUUAGAAAAAAUUAGUAAUGAAAAGAACAUUCUGGCAGAAAAGCUGAAUGUUAUAAUAUCAGAUAGUUCUGAAAAAAUUCAAAAGAUGAAUGAAAAUAUGUUAAUAAAAGAAAAGGAUGUAUUUGAAUUAAGAAAAAAAUUAGAAUAUUAUGACAAUAUUAAUUCUGAGUUAAAAGAACAAACUGAAAUAAUUCAAAAUGAGAAUAAAAGAUUGCUUAGUCAAAUCAAAGAAUUAAAUCAAUAUAUUGAAGAUAAGGAGAAAACAAUGGAAGCUGAGAAAGUUAAGAAUGGUAAAGAAAAACUUGAAUUGGAGAUUAUUAUUGAUAGAAGAAAAAAGGAGUAUAGUAGACAAUUGGAGGAGAUUCAUCAUUUAAAUACUGAAAUUAGUAAAUUAAAGAAUAUAAUAAAUACUGAGGAAAAUAAGAAAGUAACACUAAAAGUUGAGAAUGAAGAAUUAAAAAAGAAACUAUUAAGUUUAGAGGAAGAAAAGAUUAAUAUAAUGAAUGAAUUUAAUCAAAGUUUUUUAGCUAAAAGUAAAGAGAAUGAGGAGCUUUAUAUUGAAAAUAUUAAAUAUAAAGAAGAUAAUGAGUUAUUAAUAAAAAAUAAUAAUAGAUUGGCUGAUGAGAAUAAUAAUUAUAUAAAGAUAUGUGAGGAUCUUAAAAAUGAGAAGAGUUCUUUAAUAGGAUCAGUUUAUGAUUUAAUUAAUCAAAUAGAAAAUGAAAAGAUUGAGAGAAUUCAAGAACUUGAGAAUUCUAGAAUGCUUUUUCAAAGUAUUAAUAAUAGAGGAGGGUAUAACCGUAAGCAGAUAGUGAAUUUAUGUCAUACAGAAAUAGAAGAAGAAGAAGAAGAAGAAGAUUAUGAAGAUCUAAAAUUGGAGGAUUUAAAGAAUACAAUUAAGAAAGGAAGGAAGAAAGAAAAUGAAAUUAGAAGGAAUAAAUCAGAUAUAGUGAUAGGAGUGAAUUAUAUUGAAAUAAUUGGAGAAAAAUUUGAUAAUAAUAAAUUAGUAAAAUUGGGUUGUAUUGAAAUUAAAGGGGAAGAAGAUAUAAUAUUGAAAAGAAUGAUAAGAGAAGUUAGAUUAGAGUUUUAUGAUGAUGAAUAUGAAAAUAUAAAAUUAAAGAAUGAACAAAUUAUGGAUUUAUCUGAAAGGGUUAAAGUUUUAACAGAUGAGAUGAAGAAACUAAAAGAAAGAGAAAGAGAGAUACAGGAAAAAGAUGAGAAGUGGGAAGAUAAUGAGAAAGAAGAAAGUAUUCAUGAUGAAAUGGAGGUAAAUUUGGAUGAUACUGAAAAAAUUAUAGGAUCUGCAACAGAGAUGUUCAAAUUAGCAUUGAGAAAUAUUAAGAUAAAUAGCCAAAGAUUUGUAAGAACUGAGAAUAAUAAUGAAAAUGAGAAUGAGAGACAAAAAAUGAGUAAAUUUGGUAUGGAAGGAGAUGAUAUAAAGGGAUAUGAUGUUAAGGAUAAUGUUAGUGAAAUUUUAGAAAAGGGUUUUUAUAAUAGAGAUGAAAAGGAUGAUAUGAAGGUAAAUGAUGAUCAAAUGUUAAUGAUAGUUCCUUCAGAAUUUUCAUUUAAUUCAAACUAUUGUAAUAGAAAUGCUGAAUCAUCUUUAUCAUUAUCAUCAUCAUCAUCAUCAUCUACAAUGUUGAAGAAAGUAAAUGAUGAACAUUUGGGUAAUUAUCAUCAAUAUACCAUAGAAAAUAAUAAUAUAAAUAAUAGCUGUAAUGAAAGCAACAAAACUGUGGCGAAUAUUAGUGAAAGUAAUACUUUUGGAGGAAACAUGUUUAAAGCAGGUUAUGAUAAGAUAGUUUCAUCAAUAUCUUCAGCUCUAACAUCUGCAACAGCUAGUACAACUCCAGGAUCAGUUUUAGGAUCGGGAUCAGGAUCAGGAUCAGUGUCAGUUUCAAGAUCAGGAUCAGGAUCAGUGUCAAGAUUAGGAUCAGGAAAAGGAUCACCAAUGGUAAUAAAAGGAAAUGAAAUGAGUUAUUCUCAGAUGACUAAGAAUAAUCCAAUAAUAUUACAAUUUCCAAUGAUGAGAUCAUCAUCUCAAUCGCCAGCUAUAUUAUCAAGAUCAAAUUCUAUGAGGUAUAGUAAUAAUAAUAAUAAUAAUAAUAAUAAUAAUUUAAAUAAUAAUAUUAAUAUGAAUAAUAUUUUAUCUUCAUCUAAUUCUAUAAUUGGUGUAAAUAAAGGUAAAGUUAUAAGUGGAGGUAAUAAUAAUAAUAGUAAUAUUGGAGGAUAUUAUUACCAAUAUAAUACAGGAGAAGUAAUAUAUAAAGGUAUUAUUAAUAGUAAUAAUAAGAAUAUUAAUUCCAGCAAUUUUAUUGGAGAAGAAAAUAGUUAUCAAAAAAGAUAUAGCUCAAUACCGAGACAAAAUAUAAAAACGGUACCACCACCAUUUUUUCCAAGAAAUUGA
Messenger RNA from Cryptosporidium ubiquitum, 3702 nucleotides. RefSeq lists its product as uncharacterized. The coding region runs from base 1 to 3702 and encodes 1233 amino acids. NCBI's taxonomy places the organism in Eukaryota, Apicomplexa, Conoidasida, Eucoccidiorida, Cryptosporidiidae. The transcript has a single exon. The record is from RefSeq and is a predicted model, not a curated record.